Messenger RNA from Verticillium dahliae VdLs.17, 900 nucleotides. RefSeq names its product 2-oxoisovalerate dehydrogenase subunit alpha. NCBI's taxonomy places the organism in Eukaryota, Fungi, Ascomycota, Sordariomycetes, Glomerellales, Plectosphaerellaceae. The transcript has 2 exons. Gene Ontology annotation, biological process: branched-chain amino acid catabolic process. Bases 1 to 900 code for a protein of 299 amino acids. Gene Ontology annotation, molecular function: oxidoreductase activity, acting on the aldehyde or oxo group of donors, disulfide as acceptor. The record is from RefSeq and is a predicted model, not a curated record.
AUGAAGUCAAGAGUCCUCCGACCAGCAGCGCACCUCCGCUCGGCCCGUCUCGCGAGCCCCUCCACCUCGACCCCCCGCCUCACCCUCUCCGCCCGCGCCGCCAGCUCCCUCUCGCAGAAGCCCAACGCGAACCACGUCUCGUUUCCUGGCGCCGUCAAGAGCGCCUUCACGCACACGCUCAAGUACGAGACGCCCUCCGACUACCCGGCCCUGUCGACCUACCGCGUCGUCGACCAGGAUGGCAUCGUCGUCGACGAGAGCUUCAAGCCGGAUCUAAGCGAUGACGAGGUCAUCAAGCUGUACAAGGACAUGGUCUACAUCUCGAUCAUGGAUCUCAUCAUGUUCGACGCCCAACGGCAGGGCCGGCUGAGCUUCUACAUGGUGUCGGCAGGCGAGGAGGCGCUGAGCGUCGGUUCCGCCAGCGUGCUGGCGCCCGAGGACGUCGUCUUUUGCCAGUACAGAGAGCAGGGUGUCUUCAAGCAGAGGGGGUUCACGACGUCAGACUUUAUGAGCCAGCUGUUCGCCAACGCCAAAGACCCCGGCCGCGGCCGGAACAUGCCUGUGCACUACGGCAGCAAGGAACUGAACAUUGACCUGGAAGCGGCGCCGACAACCCCCAUCACGCCGGCUGCGCAAAGUGGAUGGAGGCCAGGGGCAUCUGGGACGAGGGCCAAGGAGAAGACGUGCCGCGACGAGACGAGGAGCGAGGUGCUCAAGGGGUUCCGGGAGGCCGAGGCUAUGAAGAAGCCGCCCAUGCGCUCGAUGUUUGAAGACGUCUACGAGGAGCUGACGCCGGAUCUGAAGAAUCAAAUGGCCCAACUCAAGGCGCAUUUGGAGAAGUACCCUGACGAGUACGACUGCAGUGAGUUUGAGGGCGGUGCUGACAGUCUCAAGCCAUGA